AUGGAAGAAAAGAACACGAAAUUGAGAAGGCCGCAUACGCUGGGCGAUUCGGCCGAACGCACUGACACUACCGAUAACAUGGUUAAAAUGGUCGCCGUUUACCGAGAAGAUGGUGGUAUCAAGGCAUUUGUACCUGUUGAUAGCUUUGAUAGUAGGACCGAUGAGGUCAUGGAAAGCUCAUGUGAUGAGUUGACAGCCAAAAUGUGCAAAGGCGGCAAUAACGCCGGGUCGGUCGGUUGGAUCAAUCAGGCGAUCGCCAGGUUAAAUGGAGAACGUGCUAGACAUUGUAACAUGGAAAGCGCUGUUUCAAACACGUCGGUGGCUUCCGUGACAAAUCAAACAAUGCCCGAUGACGUUCAGCAACAUGUCCACGCUCAUUACGUGGAUGGCCAGGAAGACUUACAAGAGCAAGGUAACCUAAUCAUAGGUGACCAUGACGAGAGUCAGGCAGCGAUGUGCUCUCGCCAAACCAGUGAAACCAUUAGUCAAGCAGGUUCGAUAUCCAUUCCAGCCGCAGGCGAAUAUAAUACCUGCGAAUACAUGGAUGCACGACCAGGCGUAUCUGUCACAGAUAUGACCGAGGUAGAAGGAAUUAUUACCACAAUUUUAGAUGCAAAGUUAUCUUCCUAUGUGGAAAAAUGUGAAAUGCAGAUAGAAGCUGUACGCUCUGAACAAGAAAAAAUGAUGCGCCAAGCUAUAGAUGACGUUUUGAAGCAGGUGGACGGACGUAUUACUGAGAUGUGUUCGCAACUGGAACAUAAAUUUACAGACCUACUCAGCCAAAACAAUCAAAACGACAAAUUGGAUGAUCGUAUCAAGACGGCGACUCAAGAGGCCAAAAAAGAGAUGGAGACAUCUAUGCUGGAGGAUGUCGAUUCAAAAAUUAAACACGUUGUCACAGUGGUAAAGAAGGCUUUGCACUCUCAAUCGUCUGAUGUAGAAAAGCAAUUAGAAAACAUUAUGUUAGCGGCGGCCGAGAAUGAAUCAAAAAUGCAGUCAAUAUCUGAUGCGAUGGAAAAGAAACUAGAGUCCAAGUUACGGGAGCAAUCUGAGAAUAGUGAAGAGUUUACCAAAUUUAAAGAAUCUGUGAAAACGGAACUAGGUGAUACUAAGGCCAAAAACAUACAAUAUUAUCAGAAAGUUAAGGAACUCGUAACUCAAAUAGAGGCUCUGAAUUCCGAUGUCGAAAGCGUUGAUUCAAAACUUCACAAAUAUUUGACUGAAGAAAUAGAUGGGCUGACCAAAAAAAUCGACACGGAAUUGAGCGAUGUCGUGAACAAACGUGAACUCGACGAUGCUAUUGAUGAUAUUCGUAAUCUUUGUGAUGCGAUCGAAAAGAAAGCUGUUGGUGUCGCUGCGCAAGAAUGCGAUGAGAAACUUGGGGUAUGGGCGAUGGACAUGGAAGAUAAGAUGUCACAGGAUCUGUACCGUAUAAUUGAAGAUCGGAUGCAGGACUUGAGUGCUAGUCUUUUGAAACAACUCGGCAAUAGCGUGGACCAAAAACUGCGUGGUCUUGGAGAGGCCCUAAAAGAGGAAAACGCCAGUGAUACACUAUCCAAACCCUCUGAUAGUGCAGGCGCAGAAACUACUGCUGCUGAGGUAGAUACUGUAAUAAAAGGCUUGAAAUCCGCUAUUAAAACACACGUAGAAAACGCCGUGUUACAACGGAUAUCAGCCUUUUCUACGGCCAAAUCUUCCACACCAAGUGACACUCGCCAAGGUGAAGUGGAUAACGAUACUUUAGAAAGCUCAGAAGUUUCGGGGGGCUGGGACUCCGUUGUCAAAAGGUUCACCGAUAUUAUGGAGCAGUGUGACAAACAGCUAGGCGAGGCAACUGAGGUAACAAGUAGACUACAAGAACUUAAUGAACAAGCUAUGGCUAUCGUUGAACAGAUGCGGAAAUAUAUUGGCUUAGCUAACGAUCACCUGGAGGAACUACCUAAGAGUACUGAAGAGACUUCUGAAAUCAUAAAGGAUUUAUAUGGUACCAUUGGUGGAUGCUCCAGUAUGGUUUCCGAUACUGUUCAAAGCGUAUCAGGCGACGCUGUCUGGAAUAGGCGAUCGCAAACGCAUUCAAGUUCCAGUGGGCCAACAGCGAGUUAUGUAGCGCAAAACAUUGUCAACGUUAAACGUGAAACAAUUACAGGAACUAUAAUUAACAAACCCCAGAUUGAGAAGGAGAAGACAAACAUAUUUUCUGGCAUUUUAUGCGGAUUCUCAGUGCCACAUAUACGCAAGGAGGGGACUGAUAAUCGUUCUGCCACAGAACCCAUGGAGCUGCGGAACUGCACUGCAAACAGGAAAACGCCUUAUUUGGAGUGCGAGAGGUCAUUCACUGAACCUUCUAAUAAUGUAGAAGUCAAGUACGUAAACAUGAACGGACAGGUUAUAAAGGUUACGCAAGAGCACUUCAACCUUAACCAACUUAGCGGUAGGCCACCGAUUAUUACGCGGACCGACAAUAGGACGGGAAAUUCAACACAUCGCAGCACAAAUUUUUAUUAUUGA
Babesia sp. Xinjiang is the source of this 2508-nucleotide messenger RNA. RefSeq lists its product as uncharacterized. Lineage: Eukaryota; Apicomplexa; Aconoidasida; Piroplasmida; Babesiidae. Bases 1 to 2508 code for a protein of 835 amino acids. The transcript has a single exon. The record is from RefSeq and is a predicted model, not a curated record.